Tripterygium wilfordii is the source of this 888-nucleotide messenger RNA. RefSeq lists its product as uncharacterized. The coding region runs from base 1 to 888 and encodes 295 amino acids. The record is from RefSeq and is a predicted model, not a curated record. Lineage: Eukaryota; Viridiplantae; Streptophyta; Magnoliopsida; Celastrales; Celastraceae. The transcript is spliced from 3 exons.
AUGUUGUCAGAACAAUGCAGUGCUGUGCUGAACAAGAAACUACCACCGAAGCUAAAGGAUCCAGGGAGUUUCUCUAUCCCUUGUACUGUUGGCCAAUUGUCUUUUGAAAAAAUUUUUCUAGACUUAGGCACUAGUAUAAAUCUAAUGCCAUAUUCAGUUUGUAUGCAGCUAGGUCUUGAAAAGGAGUUACAACCAACUUCAAUCACUCUUCAAUUGGCAUAUCGAUCCAUAAAAUUCCCAAGAGGCGUUAUAGAGGAUGUUCUUGUCCAAGUGGAUAGGUUCCUACUCUCGGCGGACUUCAUUAUUCUAGACAUGGAGGAAGAUAGGGACAUACCAAUUAUUUUGGGUCAACCUUUCUUAGCUACAGCAGGAACUAUCGUGUAUGUGAAAAAGGGUUGUUCGACAAUGACGGUAAUUGUAUAUCGUAAUCAUGCAACACUCAAAUAUUUGCUAUCGAAAAAGGACUCUAAGCUUAGACUAAUUCUUUGGGUAUUGUUGCUUCAAGAAUUUGAUUUAGAGAUAAGAGAUAAAAAGGGGGUGAAGAAUAUUGUCGCAGAUCACUUAUCUCGUAUUGCUCAAACAAAUGAAGGUGAACAGUUAGUCCUUCCCUUGGAUGAAACUUUUCCAAAUGAGCAAUUAAUUGCCAUGCAAAGUGAAGUACCUUGGUAUGUAGACAUAGUGAAUUAUCUUGCACAAGGUAUCAUUCCAAAGGGCUGGACUCAUCAACAAAGAAAAAAAUUCUUGUCUACAGCCAAGCACUACUUUUGGGAUGAGCCUUACUUGUACAAGUACUAUGCAGAUCAAGUCAUUCGAAGGCUUGGCAAUAUAUCUCAGAGGAAUGAAAUGCCGCUCCACAAUAUAUUGGUGGUAGAUAUUUUUGAUGUUUGA